AUGGGUAUUAAUUGUUUUCUUGUUCUCUUUUUAAAUCUAGCUUUGGCAGAAAAGAAAGCGCUGAUUGUGUAUGCCCACCAGAGCCGCGGCUCUUUCAACGCUGCUGCCAAAGACCUUGCUGUGGAUGUUCUCACCGCUUCGGGCUGCACGGUGACUGUGUCCGACCUCUAUGCUAUGAAGUUUAAAGCCACCGCUACAGCUGAGGACAUCAUUACUGAGGGUGAGGUCAAGCAGGCUGAGCACUUCCAUUAUGCCAAGGAGACCAAAGUGGCGUGGGAGGAAGGAAAACUGUCCGCUGACAUCACCGAGGAGCAACGGAAACUCUCAGAGGCCGAUCUCAUCAUCUUCCAGUUCCCCAUGUACUGGUUCAGUCUGCCCGCCAUCCUGAAGGGCUGGAUCGACCGGGUGCUCGUGCCUGGCUAUGCGCACUCCAAAGAGAAGCGGUACAGUCGGGGCAUUUUCAAGGACAAGAGAGCUGUGCUGUCUUUCACUACUGGCUCUCAGGAGUCCAUGUUCAGUGCUCACGGCAUCAAUGGUGACAUCAAUGUAACACUAUGGCCAAUUCAGAAUGGCAUCCUUCACUACUGUGGCUUCCAAGUUCUGGCACCUCAAAUCUUCUGGGCUCCAUCCCACGUGCCCCAGGAGGCCCGCGCCGCCAUGCUCCAGGCCUGGCGCAGCCGCCUUGGGGGUCUCUUGGAAGAGGCCCCGCUGUGUUUCACACCCAUGGACUGCUUUGAUGGAGAGGGCUUCCAGCUGAAGCCAGAGGUCCAGGAGAAGCACGCUGGCAAGAAGUUUGGGCUCACUGUGGGCACCCACAUGGGACUGGCUGUACCACCUGACAACCAGAUGAGGGCUGGUGUCUAA
Molecule: messenger RNA, 864 nt
Organism: Phycodurus eques (leafy seadragon)
Lineage: Eukaryota; Metazoa; Chordata; Actinopteri; Syngnathiformes; Syngnathidae
Product: NAD(P)H dehydrogenase [quinone] 1-like
Exons: 6
Coding region: 1-864 (287 amino acids)
Cellular component (GO): cytosol
Molecular function (GO): NAD(P)H dehydrogenase (quinone) activity
Source: RefSeq, a predicted model, not a curated record